Gastrolobium bilobum is the source of this 1209-nucleotide messenger RNA. Its product is annotated as E3 ubiquitin-protein ligase RSL1-like. Gene Ontology annotation, biological process: protein polyubiquitination; positive regulation of proteasomal ubiquitin-dependent protein catabolic process; ubiquitin-dependent protein catabolic process. Gene Ontology annotation, cellular component: ubiquitin ligase complex; cytoplasm. NCBI's taxonomy places the organism in Eukaryota, Viridiplantae, Streptophyta, Magnoliopsida, Fabales, Fabaceae. The transcript is spliced from 2 exons. The coding region runs from base 15 to 989 and encodes 324 amino acids. Gene Ontology annotation, molecular function: ubiquitin protein ligase activity; zinc ion binding; ubiquitin conjugating enzyme binding. The record is from RefSeq and is a predicted model, not a curated record.
UCACAAUCACAACAAUGGCACAACAAGAAGACGUGACCAUUGGUCUUCACAGUGUAGACGACUUUUACUUCUCAGCUCUGUUGAAUAAUGAUGACGACGACGAUGAUGGUGUAACUGACCUUGUUCCCAUCUCUGAUGAAAAAUAUGCUCAACAGUUGCAGUUUCAGGAGACCCUAAUGGCCUCUGUCAACAACACUACCCAAAACGACAUCAAAGGUUCGUCGUCGUCGUCGUCGCCAUCACCCAUGCUCCGCUUCAUAUCACCAUCGUCAUCAUUACCAUCUUCAUCAAAGGCCGUUGAAGUUAACAUAGACCCCAAGACAGAGCAGAUAGAGUUCGUGACUGAAGAAGCAGGGGAAUCCUCACUCAUAAUCUGUGAGAUUUGUGCAGAAGCCAAAGGGAAAAUCGAGAUGUUCAGGAACAAGAUAUGUGACCAUUCUUUCUGUUCUGAUUGUGUCACUAAACAAGUGGCCACAAAGAUUCAAGAGGGCAUAACUGUUGUUUCUUGCCCUGGUUUGAACUGCAAGGGUUUGUUGGAGCUUGAUGAUUGCAGGUCAAUGCUUCCAAAAGACGUUCUUGAUAGGUGGGAUGACGCACUGUGUGAGGCUCUUUUGCUCACAGUUCCAAAAUUCUAUUGCCCUUUUAAAGAUUGUUCUGCUAUGCUGCUCGAUGACAAUGAAGGGGAAGGUAUUAGGGAGUCUGAGUGCCCUUUUUGCCAUAGACUCUUCUGUGCAAGGUGUUAUGUUCCUUGGCAUCCUGGGGUUCUGUGUGAGGUGUUCCUGACACUGAAUGAAGAUGAGAGAGCAAGGGAAGAUCUUCUUGUUAGAGAGCUUGCUAAUCAAAAGAAAUGGAGUAGGUGUCCUCAAUGCAAGUUCUAUGUGGAAAAGACUGAAGGGUGUUUGCAUAUCACCUGCAGGUGCAAAUUUCAGUUUUGCUAUGCGUGCGGACAACAAUGGACUUCUACCCAUGGUGGCUGCCAAAGAAAUUAGAUUGAUUUAAGAAAGCGUGAUGAUUGAUAUGGUACCGUCAAAUAGAUUGUUCAUUGUUGUUUUGUGUGUUCUAGAUGGGAAGUUUGUUACAGCCAAGAAAAUACUUAAUAUGUCUAGUUAUAGUUUGAUGCUUAUUAGAAAAAUAUGCUGCAAAGUUCGAUGAAACUAUGAAAGUACAUUUUCAUAUGCUCUUGCUUGUCAUGGAAUAUUAUUGUCUUAG